CACGCUGUUAUCGGGAGCAAACUGUGAAAACUCGGCUGACAUUAAUUAUUUGUGUACUUAAAGUUUGCAAAUAAUUGUUUUAAUUACAAUGACUAUAUUUACUCAAAGGUAAGUUUGUAACGGACAGCAGUAUAAAAAGGGAGGUAAAUAAUUUUUCAAGCACUUGCAAAAGUACACAAACAGCGCAACAUGUCUUCUACUAAACGAAAGUGUCUUACAUUGGAAGAGCGGAUGAAAGCACUAAAAAUGCUUGAAUCCGGGAGGAGCUGUAGGGCUGUAGCGACCGAGAUGGGUGUUGGUAAGACACAAAUACAGUCGGUGAUGAAAAGAAAACGAGAAAUUAUUGAAGAGUAUGAAGGGGACGGUAAUCUACAAACCAAGCGUCCGCGGAAAGCCACAGAAUAUGACGAUCUAAAUGACCUUGUUCACAAGUGGUUCUUAGAUGCUACUGGGCGUCACGUGAACAUAUCGGGACCACUCCUGAAAGAACGGGCGCUCAAGUUCGCAGCAGAAUUGGGGUUAGCGUCGUUCAAGGCAUCAAAUGGGUGGCUCGACUCAUUCCUAAGACGCCAUAACAUUGUAUUCAAAACACGGACGGGUGAGAGAGCGGAGGUGGAUCCAGUCGUAGUGGAUGACUGGAAAAAGCGUCUACCAACAAUCUGCGAAGGUUAUCAACCGUGUGACAUCUAUAACAUGGAUGAAACAGGAUUAUUCUACAAACAAAGCACAAGUGCGACGUUCUUCAAGAAAGGCGAGACAUGUGCCGGCGGGAAGAUGGCGAAGGAGCGCAUCACUGUGGGUUUAUGUGCCUCGGUAACGGGAGAUAAGCUGCCCCCAAUCAUCAUCGGGAAAUCAAAAAAACCGAGAUGUUUUGGGUCAGUUACUCCCGACAAAUUGCCGAUACGGUAUUACAACAACAAAAAGGCGUGGAUGACGACCGGGAUAAUGGAAGACUGGCUGAAGUGGUUUGAUCGGCGGAUGCGACAUGCCAGAAGACACGUCAUAUUAUUCAUAGACAACGCACCAUCACACCCUCGCAUCACACUAACCAACAUCAAGCUACAGUUCCUUCCUCCAAACACAACAUCAGUGAUACAACCCAUGGACCAAGGGAUCAUACAGACAAUGAAGCUAAAGUACAGAAAACGUCAACUACAACACGUGAUGAUGGAGCUGGAGAGAUCGUCGGCGACCACCGGACCUCAAAUUCUGAAAGAGGUUAACAUCCUACAAGCUAUCUACUGGGUCAUAAGCGCAUGGAAGGAGACAACGACGGAGACGAUCGGCAAGUGUUUCGCAAAAUGCGGAUUCAUGAGUGACAGUGAAAAAAGUGCUAGUGCUAGUGACAGUGAAAAAUGUGCAGAUGACCGUGAAAAAAGUGUUAGUGAAAACAUUACAAGUGACAAAAGUGACAAAAGUGAAUGUGAUGAUGUUGAGGACGACUUGCCUCUCAUCAUGCACAAAUUAGCACAUGAUUUAUUUGGGUGUGAAGUGAAGGACCUCAUCAACAUUGACAGGGACUUCACAACAUGCGCAACGGACAUGGACGAAUGGAAGAAGUCAGCACCGGAAAUUCUACAAGAAGAUGGAUGUGACGAGGAAGAUGACACCAACCCAACAGAAGAGGAAGCGACGACAUCAGAAACAACACUCUCCAUGAGUGAGGUAGUGGAAAUGAGCAGAAAACUGAAGGACUGGGCAGUGAAGAAAGGGCACCAUGAUCUACUAGCGACAUUGAUGGAAGCCAGCAACCAGAUAGGGGAUAUAGCCAUGAAUGGAGAGAAGGUGAAACAGACUAAGAUUGAGGAUUUCUUUUUCAGGCCAUCUUAAUAUUGUUGUAAUGUGUAAAUAUGUGUAUGCUGUUCCAUGUAAAUAUAAUGUUCAUUGUUGCUAUGCUUGAUAUGUAUGCUUUUUAUUUGAUAUGUAUGUAUUAUUGCAAUUUUAAUUGUUUAAUUAUAUGACUGUUACAUAUUGUAUUUGUAGUGGUUUAAUUUGUAUUUAUUUGUAUGUAAAGUUUGAUGUAUUAGGUAAAUAUGUUUAUGUAUUUUUUUAUUAAAUAAAUGUAUAUUAAUAUAUUAAAUACAAUUAAACAACAAACAACUUUUUUUUCUGUAUAUAUUUCUAUAAAAACGAACACUCAACAUAUAUUUGAAUGUAUAAUGUACAUACUAAAGCGAGAUACACAUGCAUGUACUGACAUAUGCUAAUGUGUUGCAUUAACAACGACCAACUGGUCUGACAGGUCAAACUGUACUCAGAGACCACCUCAGUUAAGAGACCACUUCCUAGAUUCACCUUGGGUGGUCUCUGAAGACAGGUUAGACUGUACAU
Molecule: messenger RNA, 2331 nt
Organism: Dreissena polymorpha
Lineage: Eukaryota; Metazoa; Mollusca; Bivalvia; Myida; Dreissenidae
Product: tigger transposable element-derived protein 4-like
Exons: 2
Coding region: 190-1830 (546 amino acids)
Cellular component (GO): nucleus
Molecular function (GO): DNA binding
Source: RefSeq, a predicted model, not a curated record